UUUUCAUGUCAUCUCGUUUAGAGACACACAACUUUUCAAAGCAGUUUUGAGUGUAAUGAUUUUCAUUUUUUAUUGGACUGCAGUUCUUAGCGGGACAUACGCCUGUCCAAAAAACCGUUCUGGAAAAAACUGCACACUGACGUGUCACUGUGAAGGAGGUAGUCGUAACUGUGAUGCGGAAGGUUUUUGUUAUUAUGGAUGCGAAGCCGGUUGGACAGGAGUUGCUUGUCAAACAGAAUGUCCCCCAGGAACCUUUGGACGAAAUUGUGCUUCGAUCUGUCAUUGUCACGAAAAUUCAACUACUCCUUGCGACAAGAAAACGGGCUUCUGUGAUGGUCUUUGCGAGGAAGGAUACACGGGGCAGAAUUGUCAGAAGCAGUGCCUGCCAAACACUUACGGUGUGAAUUGCCGCGAGACAUGCAACUGCUAUAACGGUGGGCAAUGCAAUCGUGUCGAUGGGUCAUGUACCUGUGUUGGAUUCUUUACAGGUCUCUACUGUAAUGAGAGUCAGCCUCAGAUAAUACCAGCUAAAGAUGAUAUCCGAAUUAUUCAAGGUGGGCAGGUGCUCAUUUCUUGUACAGCUCACGCAAUUCCUGGACCUCUUAUCAGUAUAGUUAGCAGAGAGUUUCCUGACUUGAAUGUACAAAUUAAGCUUUUUGAACUAUAUGAGCAUCAGGCUGUGGCGAAUGUGACGCUACGAACAUCUGGAACUUUCGAAUUUCUUUGUACUGCACAGAACCUACAUGGAUUCGAUAUGAAAAAUAUGACUAUAAUUGUAAUUUUGUAGCUAGUGUGUUCAAAUUUAAUACUCUUAAUUUAAAUAAUAGAACAUUACCGAUGUGCAAUAAGAUUAAAACUGUACAUGAAUAAACAACGCGUUGCUAAGAGAGAUCUGUUGAAUUUAGAAGCAAUAUUUGGUUCAAAAUAGCACAAUAAAUUUCAGCUACAUAGCAGUACAAUAUCAAUUUAAUAGUUAUGCCUAUCACUGUUUUCAACUGAAUAAAAUUAAAUUCGCUGCAAAUUUAUU
Molecule: messenger RNA, 1027 nt
Organism: Stegodyphus dumicola
Lineage: Eukaryota; Metazoa; Arthropoda; Arachnida; Araneae; Eresidae
Molecular function (GO): scavenger receptor activity
Source: RefSeq, a predicted model, not a curated record